AAAACAACAACAACCCCCCCACUCCAAAUCUCUCUCUCGUCUGUCUUAUCCCUGCCGUGUGUAACCCGGUUGAUCGCCCCCCGCCAUGGCUCAGCAGCAGAUGACGAGCUCUCAGAAAGCCUUGAUGUUGGAGCUGAAGAGUUUGCAGGAAGAGCCGGUGGAAGGCUUCAGGAUCACUCUGGUGGACGAGUCCGACCUCUACAAUUGGGAAGUGGCGAUAUUCGGGCCCCCCAACACACUGUACGAAGGAGGAUAUUUUAAGGCUCACCUGAAGUUCCCUAUUGACUAUCCAUAUUCUCCACCUACCUUCAGAUUUCUGACAAAAAUGUGGCAUCCCAACAUUUAUGAGAACGGAGACGUUUGCAUUUCCAUCCUCCACCCACCAGUUGAUGAUCCUCAGAGUGGUGAACUACCUUCAGAACGGUGGAACCCCACCCAGAACGUCAGGACCAUCCUUUUAAGCGUCAUCUCCUUACUGAAUGAACCCAACACUUUUUCGCCAGCGAAUGUGGAUGCCUCCGUCAUGUUCAGAAAGUGGAGAGACAGCAAAGGGAAGGACAAAGAAUAUGCUGAAAUUAUUAGGAAACAAGUGCUCUCCACCAAGGCGGAAGCUGAGAAGGAUGGUGUGAAGGUUCCCACCACACUGGCUGAGUACUGCAUUAAGACUAAAGUGCCUUCCAACGACAACAACUCAGACUUGCUUUACGAUGACUUGUACGACGACGACAUAGAUGAAGAGGAGGAAGAGGAAGAGGACGCCGACUGCUACGACGACGAGGAUUCUGGGAACGAGGAGUCAUGACGUAAGACAGGCCAGAAAGGGAGCAGCGUAAACACUAGCGAGGGCUCAGCACAGGACUGGAUAGCUGCUGAGCCCUGUGGUGUGGAUCUCUGAAACGCUCCCUUUUUUUUAAAAUGGACCUCAAAACAACUCUGCAGAUUGUUUCUGAAUCCAACAUACUAUAAUCCCACUAUAUAAUGUAUCUGGAUCAGCUGUUUUCUCUUCAAAAGUUGUCCACACCCAGUUCUUACGCCUUCCUGGCUUAAAACAUGUCAUGGAAGCCUAUCUAUCUAAGCCCCAGAGAAUGUAGGUUUUGUUGGAGGAGGUGGGAUACGACUUAUUUGUAGCGUUCAGUAGUGAAAUGGACUACCACGGUUAAGCUGCUCCUGUCACAUAGUGUGCACCUCUUGAUAUUUUUCUCAACUAUGUGGUGAACAUUUUCUUUGGUGGUGGGGGUG
This is a messenger RNA of Callorhinchus milii (elephant shark), 1239 nucleotides long. It is a transcript of the gene ube2r2, whose product is annotated as ubiquitin-conjugating enzyme E2R 2. Gene Ontology annotation, molecular function: ubiquitin conjugating enzyme activity. Bases 86 to 802 code for a protein of 238 amino acids. The record is from RefSeq and is a predicted model, not a curated record. The transcript is spliced from 5 exons. NCBI's taxonomy places the organism in Eukaryota, Metazoa, Chordata, Chondrichthyes, Chimaeriformes, Callorhinchidae. Gene Ontology annotation, biological process: protein polyubiquitination; ubiquitin-dependent protein catabolic process.